Molecule: messenger RNA, 1480 nt
Organism: Drosophila busckii
Lineage: Eukaryota; Metazoa; Arthropoda; Insecta; Diptera; Drosophilidae
Gene: Idgf6
Product: imaginal disk growth factor 6
Exons: 3
Coding region: 61-1428 (455 amino acids)
Biological process (GO): chitin catabolic process; carbohydrate metabolic process
Cellular component (GO): extracellular region
Molecular function (GO): chitin binding
Source: RefSeq, a predicted model, not a curated record
UCAAGUCGACUUUGAAGCGAACAACAAGUCAUACGGGUAAAUAACCAAAAGAACGCAAAGAUGUUUAGAACAUUGGCGAUGCUAUCGCUGCUGCUGUGCCUGGCCAGCGUUAUGGCCGGCAAGGUGGGUCAACAACAGCAGACGGGUCCACAGCGGCAUCUUGUCUGCUAUUACGACUCGACGAGUUUUGUGCGCGAAGGACUGGGCAAGCUGGUCAUUGAUGAUUUGGAGCCUGCGCUGCAGUUUUGCGAUUAUCUAAUCUAUGGCUAUGCGGGCAUUGAGCGUGAUUCGCACAAGGCUGUGAGUUUGAAUCAGCAGCUGGACUUGGAUUUGGGCAAGGGACUGUAUCGCACUGUGACGCGCUUGAAGCGCAAGUAUCCGAAUCUGCGUGUGCUGCUGAGCGUGGGCGGAGACAAGGACAUUGAAACUGGCGAGGAUGCCAAAGACAAGCCCAACAAGUAUAUGGAGUUGCUGGAGAAUCCAACUGGACGCACGCGCUUUGUUAACACGGUGUACGCGCUGGUUAAGACUUAUGGCUUUGAUGGCGUUGAUAUUGCGUGGCAAUUUCCCAAGAAUAAGCCCAAGAAAGUGCACAGUGGACUGGGCUCUAUAUGGAAGGGCUUCAAAAAGGUGUUUAGCGGCGACUCUAUAGUGGACGAGCGCGCUGAGGAGCACAAGGAGCAGUUUACUGCGCUGCUGCGCGAUGUGAAGAACGCACUGCGUCCGGACAAUUUGCUGCUGUCCACUACGGUGCUGCCCAAUGUGAAUGCAUCGCUGUUCUUUGAUGUGCCUGCGGUUAUUAACUAUUUGGACUUUGUUAAUUUGGGCGCCUUCGAUUUCUUUACGCCCGAGCGCAAUCCCGAGCUGGCGGACUACAGCGCACCCAUUUACGAGCUAAGCGAGCGCAAUCCCGAGUUCAAUAUCGAUGCGCAGGUUAAGUUUUGGUUGCGUCACAGCUGCCCUGCUAGCAAAAUUAAUGUGGGCGUGCCCACUUAUGGACGUCCCUGGAAGCUGUCUGAGGACUCUGGCGACACUGGGCUGCCGCCUGUAGCCAAAGUAGUCGAUGAAGCGCCAGUUGGACCCAAUACACAACUGCAUGGCAUUUAUAGCUGGCCUGAGGUUUGCGCUUUGCUGCCCAAUGAUAACAAUAGAUACGCCAAGGGCGCGCAGGCUCCUUUAAACAAAAUUGCUGAUCCUGCUAGACGCUUUGGUAAUUACGCUUAUCGCGCUGCUGACAAAAAGGGUGAUAAUGGCAUUUGGAUUAGCUACGAGGAUCCCGAUACAGCAGCUGAUAAGGCGGGCUAUGUGCGCAGCAACAAUUUGGGCGGCGUUGCGCUAUACGAUUUGAGCUAUGACGACUUUAGAGGACUCUGCACUCAAGACAAAUAUCCCAUACUGCGCGCAGUUAAAUAUCGUUUGUCUAACUAACUUUAAAGUGUAAGCUGCAUACAAUAAAUGUUGCCAAUCUUACUUUGCUUCA